Penaeus indicus is the source of this 1745-nucleotide messenger RNA. Its product is annotated as scavenger receptor class B member 1-like. The transcript has a single exon. Bases 594 to 1745 code for a protein of 383 amino acids. NCBI's taxonomy places the organism in Eukaryota, Metazoa, Arthropoda, Malacostraca, Decapoda, Penaeidae. Gene Ontology annotation, cellular component: cytoplasm; membrane. Gene Ontology annotation, molecular function: scavenger receptor activity. The record is from RefSeq and is a predicted model, not a curated record.
UCGCCGUUUGUGCACCACGAUGCUGCGUUCGUCAGCUGGAGAUUUGUGACAUGAACAUCUUUUUUUUAUGAGUUGAAGGGCGUAUUAGACAGUGAUUAGAGUGCGUUUGUUUGACUUGUGGAGUGAACGAGUCCGUGUCAUGUGGAGAAUUGAUCUGGAUUCUAGUUUAGAAACUGGUGGGCACGUGAUUAAUUGCUAAGUGAAUUGACUCGUGAUUUAUUGUGUUUACAAAGAUUUAAUGACGUGAGCAUCUGGCCCGAUUUAAAUAAGGACUUUUAUCGACAAGUUGACACUUUUAAUAUCAUAAAUUAAAGUGAGAAAAUUAAACUUUCUUCAGAACGAGUCUUUGUUUAUCGUGUCAUUAGCAAAUCGUGACUGGAUUCCGACGCCGUUUCGAAAUGUCAGCUCCUCCUAGCUUGAAGUGACGAGAUAAGGCAUUAGCACCGAAGUUCGUGCCAUGAAACGGGCUCCUCGAGGGUGAUGUGCGACGCCCAGGGGAUGCCCCAGACCGUGUGAAGACGCGGCGUGUGAAAAUCUCCCGAAGGACUUCUCGAUAAGCAUCUCAGCCCCGCGCAGGACCCGACCUCCCGAAGAUGGGCGAGGUGGCCGAGGAGAGCUUCGACAACUACGGCAACAACCGCAUGAAGACGGUGGUGGACAGAGUCAACCGAAAUGCGAGGUGCCGGUGCUGCCUGUGGAUGGUGGCGCUGUGGUGCGCGGCCACGGUGAUCUUCAUGCUGGCGGGGUACGACCGGGUGGUGCACUCGGUGGCCGUGGAUCAGAUGGUGCUGAAGCAGGGCAGCCAGAAGUACGAGGCGUGGGUGGACACGCCCGUGCCCGUCUACUACAAGGUGUUCGUCUUCAACCUGACGAACCCCGAGCAGUUCAUGGCGGGAGGGCGGCCGCGGGUGCAGGAGCGCGGGCCCUACGUCUACCUCCUGAAGGAGUCGAAAGAGGAGGUCAAGUUUCACAAGAACGGGUCGGUGACGUACCGGACGCGGCCGCUGUACUUCUUCCAGCCGGACAUGUCAGCCGGCUCGGAGGACGACGUCAUCAUCUCAGUCAACAUUCCCUUCGUCAACGCCGCCGAUGCCGUCAAGGACCAGGGCUUCCUGCGCAUGGUCAUUCAGAUCGCCAAAAAGAUCCACGGCUUCGAGACCCUGCGGAAGCUGACGGUGGGCGAGCUCCUGUGGGGCUACAAGUCGCGCGUGAUCGACUGGGCGAGGACACUGCAGGAGCUGCCGUACCCGCACCAGCUGUUCGGCCUGCUGGUGGGCUUCAACGACUCCAUGCAGGAGCCGUACACGAUGCACACGGGCAAGGGCGACGCGGCCAAGAUGAACCAGAUCAUCGCGUGGAACGGCCGCGAGCGCCUCGACUUCUGGAGCGGCGAGCGCUGCAACGAGAUCCGGGGCACCGACGCCAACGGCUUCGCGCCCGGAGUCAGCAAGCAGGACACGCUCUACAUCUUCAACGGGCAGCUGUGCCGCGCGAUCCCCCUCGUCUACAACGACACCGUCAUCCAGUCGGGCAUCGCCGCCUUCCGCUUCGUGCCGCCCGACGACGUCUUCGCCUACGGCAAGGCCAACCCGCACAACAACUGCUACUGCAGCGGCGAGGGAUGCCCGCCCUUGGGCAUCCUGGACAUGAAGCCGUGCUACUGGGGCGCGUCCGUGGGCUUCUCCUUCCCGCACUUCUACAAGGCGGACCCCAAGCUGAGGCACAUCGUCCGUGGGCUCAGGUAA